UACUCUAGAGCCUCAUGAACCCUUACACCCAACAAAAAUAAACCAUACCAUGAUGAACCCUUACAUCCAACAAUAACAAGACCACUAGUGAUGGGAGGGGUGAUAGAGUGGUAGAGAUGGCAAGUUAUAACACCUCCAUCACUCCCUGGAGAUACCAACCAUCACACUUAUCAUCUCAUGAUCACUGUCAACCACGUAAAGUGCUGAGAUUAGCAGCUGUGCCAUAUUUAUUCACUUGUUCCCAAUCUGAUGCUGAGGCCACAGAACUAGACGAUUGUACUGGAGUAGGGGACACUGCUCAUGGUGAACUGGCUUCUUAUUGUGAAAGUACAGCAAUUAUAUCUGAACUUAAUAAAUCUAAUAAUUUGGAGAAGGAAAGAUCAAAAGAUGUAUCAAAAAGGAGAAUAAACUAUAAAAAUGAAGCCAUAAUAGGAAUGCUAAAACAAGAUUGGGAGGCCUCAGGAGGGGUUCUGCAACAAGAUGAAGUCUUCACAUCUGAAGAUACAGAGAAUGACGAGCUUCCCAAUACCAAAACUAAAAGAAAAGCUACUGUACAGGAUAAGUUGAUGGAUGGGACACAGUAUAUGGCCAAAGCCUUGGCAAAUUCCCAGGACCAGGAAGAACCUUUCACUGUCAAAUGGCAUACCAAAACAAGAGUCACGAGAGGUAAUAUCAGAAAGCAAGACGAUCUACUCAUAGCAGGAGCUGCUAGUAGCAAGCAGAGAAGUCAGGUAUCCACUGACACUGAAGAAAUCAACAAGCAAUCACCUCAUUCCCAAAAAUGUGAUGAUGCUUCUGAUGAUGAAAAUGAUUUGGACAACAAUAUGAACAGUGAUUCCGAAGGCCUCAAUGAUCCUGACUCACUAGGGGAAGAAUCGUCAAGCGAGGGAACCUUCAACAGAAUUCCAAUAGAGAAAUCGGGAACGUCCUCAGAAGGCACAGACAUGUCUAUGAAAAACAAUACCAAAUGGGUACCUGAGGAAAUAAUAAAUUUUAUCAGCAGAUCCGAGCGGUUAAGAAUAGCACACACGUCUGCUGGCUUGUUAAUAGUCGUAAACCCAGCAUUUUAUGUUGAUGAAGAGAAGCGAGACUUAGAUUUUUAUGGAAGUCUGAUAAUGAGGCCAGUGUUUGUCAUCAUUGAUGAAUCAAGUGUAAAUAUCAUUGUUCUUGGCAAAGUGUUUGAAGAAGCAGACAUCAGUGAUACAACUACAUCAAUAGAUAUAUUAAAGAAAGUUGAAAAUAAAUUUAUUCAGAAUCAGUACAUAUAUUGUCCAGGAGUGAGUGAAACAUAUGUCAAAGCCUGCAGAGCUGUUGGUAUUAAAGUGCCCGUCAAGGCCUUCGAUAAAAACUCGUUUGGGGGCAAAACAUCGUACCAUGACAAACUUUGUGAAAAAUUUUAUAGAAAGAGUAAUUCUGUUUCAAUGAGCAGGGUCCAUGGUUUUGCCUAUACUUGCAGAUGCUGUAACCACAAAAUUUACUAUUACCGUGCUCGUUACAGAAAGAAGAAUUUGAGAUUAUUCAGUGUAAAUGUUCAUAAAUCUCUACCAUCUUCCACCAUGCAUAAGGUAGUCUUUGCCAAAUAUUCUCACGAUAUUUUAACCUAUGGACGGAGAAGAAAUAACUACACGUAUUAUAUUUUAAGGGAUGUUGAUGUAAUUAAGCUGUCUGAAAAUAUGAAAGAAAGAUCCUUUACUCUUAACAGUAAGCAAAAUAAAGAUUUUGUGGAGGUGCUAAUGGCCUUGAAAAAUGAUAGUGCCAUCCAUGAAAUCUUCAAGGAGGACGACCAGGAGGCUAGUAACGCCAGGAAGCGUGCUGCACGGAUGGUGUGGGAUGGAGAGGUGAAGAAGGCUUCUUGCUUGUACAAACAGUUGCCUCAUAGCAGUGGCAAGGAAGAAGACUGCUCAUAUCUUCUCAGUGACUCUACUUCUGCGACUGCUAAAGAGACGUGUCUUCAGUACGAAAACGAAGCUAUCAAUUGCUGGAGUAUGGUUACUUUUAGGAUUGCCUUGGCACUCUACCAACGCAGCACCGAAUCCUAUGAAUCACUGGAGUCAUUCAGAAUUCUAGAGCUGCCUUCACUUUUUCCGAUAAAUGACUAUGACCUUGAAAUAGAAAACAAACCAGUAUUACACUUGGAAUAUAUUGCCAAGCAAGCUAAGCAGUAUUAUGAAAUAUCUGAUGAACAUGAAGCAAGUGGGAGACUGCCAUGCCUUGGAGAAGGUGUGAUAAUCAUCGAUCAAAUGAAAGUGAUUUCCAAGGUUGUUUGGUAUGGGAUACAAGAGUCUCUGGUUGGUCAUGACCUGAGUGAGGAGGAGCUGUUGAAUCUUACUGAUAUAUUCACUAAGCCAGCAGAAGUCAUAACACCACGACCUGAUGAGUGUGUACUUCAGACAGUAUGGCGCGACGUAUGCUACAACCAUGACAUCAUUGGUCCUUAUUUUCAUUUAUCUAGAAAUUUAAAGGGACAGCAGCUAGCCAAUCAUCUUCUAUGGACAAUCAAGAGUUUUGACGAUUUCCGGCUGAAAACGAUAGGCAUCGUGUGCGACACUGCCGCCGUAAAUGGAGCGUGUCUGAGGAGUAGUCUGGGUGAGCGAGUCAUGAGUGCUGAUACUGAUGACAAUUAUCAACUUCAUCCCACUUUUCUCAAUCCAUUUGACCCUUCAUUGCAAAUAUCAUGGAUUAUUUGCCCAAACCAUAUGCUGAUCAACAUGAUGAAUGCCCUUCAUUCUUCACAACCUGAUGGAACAAAAGACUUUAAGUAUGGUGGCAUCUCCUUUGGAUGGAAACCCCUAGAGUUGCUUCUCGAGAAUGACAUUGGGCGAAUGGAAAAAAAUGAAUCUAGAAUUGCUCCACUCCUUCGCAAGAGUUACAUUGAGCGGCGCCAUGCAGUCAAGUUUAAAUAUGCCUUACUUCCAUCAAGAAUAUUACAGAAACCUGAGGUUGUGGAUGCUCUAGAAAAAGAAAUUAAGCAAAUAACAAACGAAAAGUCAAAGAUGGUUAUGCAGAAAACAUGGGAGUUUUUAAAUGCAACCAGCAAAAUUUUUGAGAAGGGCUUGUUAAGUAAUGUGGGAGUUACGUCUGAACGACAAGAAGCAAUUACCAACACCAUGGAGGGUUACCAGUGGUUUUGUGAUUGGCUGAAUGACAUGAAUGCAACAGCGGCUUUGCACCUCAAGGAUCCUCGACAGAAAGAGUUCCUGUCUUGGCAAACUUGGGAAGGCCUUCGCUUAUCGUUAUAUGGAUUCAGAAGCUUGUGCAAGAACUUCCACAGCAGGCACCCCGACAGAGCCAUUGUGCCCCUUAGGGUUAACGGCAGCGCUGUCGAGAGAGUUUUUUCGCAAGUGAAGAAUUACUGUGGGACAGGGAAGCGCAAGUUGAAAGUAUCAGCGCUGAAUUACACUAUCGGGUUAACAACCGUCAAAUUUAACAGUCAGUUAAGACAAAAGCAGAAAAGAGACGAGCAGGCAAAAACAUUUUCCAAGAAAGUUAAGAUGUCAUGACCUACUGUUAGACUCCACCGAGAUGACACUAUACAGUAUACACAAAAACUGUAAUGUAUAGUACAGUGGCAUAUUUCAGUAAAAUGAUGCUUCAUUUAUUCUGCAAGUAUAAUUGUGACCAAUAAAAUUCUUUAAGUUUUUUUUUUUUUUGACACCGGCCAUCUCCCACUAAGGCAGGAUGACCUGAAAAGGAAGACACGAAAGUUUUUCUUUUUUAUAUUUAGUAAUUUACACAGGAGAAGGGGUUACUAGCCCCUUGCUUCCAGCAUUUUAGUCACCUCUUACGACACAUGUGGCUUACGGAGGAAGGAUUCUGCAGUAAGUUUAGUCACUCAGAAUUUCAUUAGUAAAAAAUUGACAUUUACUAAAUAAUGUUAAUAAUUUUUAGAUGUAACUUGUUUAUAAAAAUUAUGAUUAAUAGUUGAGUGUCCUCUGAGAGAUGAUGUAAAAAUGAAAGACUUGACGACUAUCUCGUAUCUCUGUUAGACACAAAUUACAUACUACCAGAGUUGCAAGGUUUUUUAAUGGUAAGUGUCUAGAAAGUUUUGCAAACAGUUUAUCUUGAUAUUAUGUUAUAUGAAGUUACCAACUUGUGAUUGCAAAAUGAAGAAAAGUUUAUUGUUUUUUUUUUUUUGCAGCAUGUCAUUACCAGAGUCCCUACAAAUGCAUGUAGUAUGCACUUGUAACAGAAAAUGUGACUUAUGUUUAUGGUAAAGUUUUGAUAAUUUUUUUACAUUUUUUGACUAAAUGCAAAAGAUGUUCCUUAAGAAAAGUGUAGAGCUAUAGGUAACUAUUGGUGGUUAAUGUCAUCACACUGCUUGUGGUAUUGUGCCCACCUCACCGUCUAGCCUAACACAAACAUCGUGGUUGAAAGGGAAAAGCUCUAUGCAUGUAAGUCAAGGCCUAAUAAUAAAAUGAGUGGAAGUCAAAAAAGGUGGAAACAAUGCAAAUAAAGCCAAAUAUAUUUUAUACAGAGUACUACUGGAUAAUUGGAACAUACACAGCUACACCAAUUUUGACAUUAUAACUGCAGUUACAGUAUUACUGCA
This is a messenger RNA of Cherax quadricarinatus, 4549 nucleotides long. The record is from RefSeq and is a predicted model, not a curated record. NCBI's taxonomy places the organism in Eukaryota, Metazoa, Arthropoda, Malacostraca, Decapoda, Parastacidae.